Diorhabda carinulata is the source of this 2405-nucleotide messenger RNA. RefSeq names its product palmitoyltransferase ZDHHC23-B (gene GABPI). The transcript has 4 exons. Gene Ontology annotation, biological process: peptidyl-L-cysteine S-palmitoylation; protein targeting to membrane. Gene Ontology annotation, molecular function: protein-cysteine S-palmitoyltransferase activity. NCBI's taxonomy places the organism in Eukaryota, Metazoa, Arthropoda, Insecta, Coleoptera, Chrysomelidae. The record is from RefSeq and is a predicted model, not a curated record. Gene Ontology annotation, cellular component: endoplasmic reticulum; Golgi apparatus. Bases 311 to 1390 code for a protein of 359 amino acids.
AGUAGUAUUAAUUCUGUAGUAAUAUUUAAGACCGUGCUGAUAAACUGUCCCUUGUUUAGAUUUUAUAUAAUAUUAUUUUAGGCAUUAUAACGAUUAUAAAAAUAUUACGUAAAAUGUAAUAGCCAGGCUAUAUAGAUUUAAAAAAGAAGAAUUAUAUUAUUAUGCUUUUCAAGGUCAAGAAACUAUAACCAACUAUUAUUAUAUUUGUUUCUUAAUAUGUUAAAUACAUAUAUAUAGUUUGAAACUUUUCAUCAAACCACUUGAUAUAUUUAUUUGUUGAUAAUGGCAUUUAUUGAUAAAUCUGAUAACUAUGGAAGAUAAUAACCCCUUAUGCUGCUGCGAAUACUAUGAUGUAAACUAUGAGAGAAAUCACAUUUUAGCAUGCUGUUGUAAUUGUGAAGAUUUAGACGAGGCUUUUGAAAGUUUAAUAACUCGUCAUGGAGUUACAGAAAAAAAUAAACAGGGUCUAAUUAUGACUAUUCAAGAUAGGCUGAGAAUACCUUGGAAAGGAGGUGCAAAGCAAGUAGCCUUUGAUGCUCUUUUACCAGUAUUUAUUAUACCUGUAAUGUUACUAACUGCUAGUAUUAGUCUUUGGUGGACUAUCUUUGCUUUUACGACAGUAAUAAUAUUUUUGAUACUGAUCUCAAAUUUUUUAAUAAGAACAUUACCAUAUACUAAAUUUUUUCUAAUGUGGGCAAUAACUUCGUUAGUUGUAUUAUAUGUGAUAUUUGAAUUUGUUGUCAUACCUUUUCUGGAAAUAUUAUUAGAAGAAAAUAUUGCAUUAAGUAUAUUAAUUUUUGGAUUUAUCAUGAGUGUGUACACAAUGAAGAAAAAAACGAAUGACCUGCCUAGGCUAGGGGAAAAUGAGGCUGAGAAAGGUUUGAUUACUAGAAAUUGUAACAGAUUGGUAAACUGCUCAAUUUGUCAAGUGAGAGUUCCUGAUAAAGAUCAUCAUUGUAUUUGGUUUGAUUGCUGUGUAGGGAAACAUAAUCAAUGCGUUUUUAUUUUGUCAUUGCUAUUUGCAAUUGGAGCAUUACUUUAUAGUUCAAAUUUAACUUUAACAUCUGUAUGCCAUCCUUUUAUACUAUAUAAGACAAUUUUACUACCAGAUGAUUGUUCUGAAGUAUAUAAACUUUUUGAAUUGGGCUUAUCCUUCGUAUCAGCUAUAUAUAGUCUUGUAAUAGCUUUUCUUCUGCUUAUAUUAUUUUGUCAGCAACUGCUAUUAGUAUCCAUGGGAAUAACGUUAAAGGAAUGGCAGCGUUUACCUUUCAGAAUGAAGCUGUGUCUUGGUUUAACCGCCAACAGGCCUAACAGCCGAGGUUUUUUUAAAAAUUGGAAAUCUGUCAUAUGUUGGAAUAGGUACAUCAAUAGCUCUUUUAGUCAAAUGUAGAUAUAAGCAAAUUUAAAUUUUAGAUAAGCAAAUAUAUCUUUUUAUCCGUAUAAAUGUAUGAAUUUAUACGAUUAGUUUAUUUAUAUAUGUAAAUAAAUUUUCAAAAAUAUCAAAAUAAGCAUACAGAAGUGAAAGAAGUGUACAGUUUGACUUCUUGUAUUUUGGUCUAUGCGGAUGUCUGCGGAGAAAUUUUCCAUGAAAAUUAUAUCAAAUUAUGAUAAUUCUUUUUAGAAAAUUAUUUACAAUCAAGUAUUUUAGAAUCAUUGAGUAUCAAGCUUCAUAGUAUUUUAUUAUAUUUUUUGUCAACUCAGUUAUCAUUAACUUUUUAGCGCCAGUACCCAACAGGUCAACUAAGACUCAAAUUUUUGCUUAAUUUUUUACUUUUAGGUUCACAAUUGAGUCAUGUUUUGUUUAUUAAUAUAUGAUUUGUUAUUGAAUCAUUCAAAUUUAAAAAGAAAUGUUUUCCAUUGGGAAUUCAUUCAGUGACCUCGAGGUUAGAUAGAAACUACCUUACUCCUAAACCAUAUGCUAGAAUGGUAAAUGAUUAAACAAUGAUACAUUGUAAAUUAAUUGGUAGCUUCCUUUUUUCCCGGUGGAAGACAUCAGUUAUAUUUUACUUUGAGAAGUAAUUAUUCUAUGUCAGCAAAUGAGCAGUGGUGGAUUUAUGCCUAGGCUCGUGAGGACCAGUCCUAGGACGGCAUAAUUUGUAGGGCGGCAAAAUUUUUGAAAUGACAUGCAUGCAAAAGUAUAUUGAUCUCAAUUUAGUACAGGCGAAUUAGGCGAUUUUGAGCUAAAACCUUAAAUUGGGCAGUUUUGAUUUUGUUGAUUCUAGCAGAUUUUGGAAUACUGAAUAGGUCUAGCAACUCUUAAGAAAGUUAAAAUCGGUUUAUAUACUCAAAAAUGUUUUGAAUUAUAUUUUUUCACUCUAUAUAUGAAUAUUUAUUCAACUUUUAGUUGUAAUAUUGAUUUAUUGUAGUUUCUAAAUAUAUGUAAAUAUAUCUAUUUUUUAUUGAAA